GGGCUUUCACGACGGUAGCUCGCUGCAUGUUAUUGUAAAAUAUUUUUGACCUUACUUCUAGGUUGUUGGUCUUUAAUUUAUUUAAGUGUACGCGUGUUAUCCCGUAAGGAAGAUGGUUAUUUUAAUUUCACUGCGAAUGUGCAUUGGUUUCCCACAGGGGCUGCGGAAUUCAGCAGGAUAUGACGGACUUUUCUGAAGGACUCCAUAAAAAAUCAUUAAUUGUAAGGCACUUCUGCUUGAGAGAAAGAUUCGCUCGUUUCUCACAUCAUCCAUCUGAGCAGUAGAUAUAGCAGAAUCAAACCGCCAGCAAGCUGCCCUAAAAAGCGUGUUUCUACUCAGUCAACUGAGCCUUUCUCGACCGCAUUUGCCAUCUGUCUCUCUAACCUUAGGGCAUCGAGCUAAGAGGGUCUGUUCGGAGUGGCGGGCUUAUUCCUCUUAAGAACAGAAAGUCAGAUGUCGUUAAUAACACGCGCACGGUCCAUCGAAUGCGAAUUCAGCGCACAUCAUUCAUAGUAAACUUAAAGGCGACGGGGGCGCACAGCAAACUGUUUCUACAGACCUACAGGUGCUAACACAGGGAUCCAGUCAGCUGUCUUCGCCGUUUCAGCGCACAGGUGUAUGUAUUUACAAAAAUAAAAAGGGAGGAGUCAAAACAGACUGUGUUUUACAGUUUGCCGUCGUCGAGGAGAGGAAACAGGAGUGCUGACCAGUCAGUCAUUGUUUGAACUGUGUGAAACUGGAAAACACCUCCACCUGGUCGCAGAGGUCUCGACCGAGAGUCGCUGCCAUAAUCAUUAACCGAAAAGCAUGGACAGAUUUUCCUGAGACUAUCAAGCAGCGGGAGAGACGGUGACACCAUGGCUGUGGAUGCAGGGUCCAGUUUCCAGUUCUGCCGGGCGGUUCUGGACCAUGCUCUCUCUGCUGAGGACCUCAGCUACCAGCGGUCCCGGAAGAUGGGUGGGAACCUGACCUGGCACGAUGGGCGGGGCCAGAAGACAGCGGGUGGCAGAGCCGUGAAACUCCUACAGCAGCCUGGGACCGAACCCCUGCAGCUGCGUUCCUCCGAGGCAUUAGCAGUGUAUCAUCCCAGCCCCUCCCUCUCAGGCCUGUCCCGCCCAGUGGUGCUGUGGAGCCAGCAGGACGUGUGCAGGUGGCUGAAGAGGCACUGUCCUCACAACUACCUGAGCUAUGUGGAGGUGUUCUCCCACCACGCCAUUACAGGGCGGGCAUUAUUGAGACUGAAUGGUGAGAAGCUGGGCCGUAUGGGGAUAGUACAGGACAAGCUGAAACAGGAGGUGCUCCAGCAGGUGCUGCAGCUGCAGGUGCAAGAGGAGGUGAGGAACCUGCAGCAGCUCAGCCGAGCUAACUGUAUGGGCGGUGGAGCACGGCAGGCCUGUCUCCCAGCUUCCUUUGGCAGCCUGUCAUAGCCCUAUCCAUCCAGGACCCUUAAGAGGAAGCACUCGGGUCAGAUGGCCCCUGCCCUGCCCUGGAGAAAAGACGCUCUUUUGUAUCUUUUCUAACUGCUGAUUGGCUGACUAUAGCCUCCUGUUGAUGUAAAGAAAGCAGUGCUGGGAAUCCAAUAGAGGGGCUGCCUCUGGCUCACAGUGAUGUGAACGGGUGAGAUUUGCAGCAGCGAACAGCAGUGUGUACUGCACAGAACAGUAGCCCCGGGUACUUCAGCCCGACUGUUAAAGGGGAAUAAAUAAAUUAGUACCCAACUGCAGAGAAAGUCACACACGAGAGGAAUCCCAACAUGGACCACUUACAAACAAGGGCUUACCCAAAAAACUGAGAGCGCUGGAGCGUACAGAGCCUUUGAGCUUUUAACCCAUGUAAUGAGCAGAACAUGAACACCUCUAUGAUGCCUUCCUCACUGUCCUCCUAUUUUUAAAGUCACCCGAAUAAAGAUCCUUUGUCCGCUGUGUCAUGAGCAUUCCAUCAAAGACUGCAAUGAGAGGAACCUUGCUGCCAACAUGGCCACCCACAGGGGAACUGCUGAGCACCAGUUAUUCACGCAGCCAGUAAAACUGGAGAGCCAUCUGCAGGCUGCUUUGAGGGUGCUUUGGCUAACAGUGGCCAAUGUGUUUCAGUUCUAUCCCAGCAGGGACAUCAGCCAACUUCUCAGUGGGCUAAAGCAAGGGCAUUUUCAAGGGUUAUACAGACAGAGUGACUGCAAAAACACACCUUUACACACACAGAUUGACCACAAAACACACCUUUUGGAUUGACGGCAGAACACACCUUUAUCUAACCAUAAAAAUACACCUUCCACUCACAAACUGACCGCAGAUGCACAAACUCCAUUCCUUUCCUUGAACACUGACGAGCUGCUCAUAUUCUAUUCAAUUCAAUUUUAGUUGAAUAGUGUUUUUUACAAGGGCAUUGUCACAAUGCAGCUAUACAGAGAUCUGGGACUGAUUUUUAUGAAAAUUUUAUUUAUGGGUAGUUGGAUUUGAAAACAUUCUGUUAAUAAUAAAUAUGGCAGUUGUAAAUAAAUUAAAUUCAUAUAAAUCGCAAUGCAACACAAUAAAAAAUUUUAUGUAAAAAAAAAUUUGUUCAGGCCUCAUUUUUUAGUGUAAAAAAUUUGACAUGGUGCUAUUGCCAGACAUCUAUGCACGGUGGUAGUGUGUACCUUCCUAUGACUCUAUGAUUUCAGAGCAUUCAGGACUUGACAAGUGAGCAGGUGGAGAUAUGGCAGGUGAACUCCUGAAAAUACUGCACAUUUGUGGGGUGGUUUGGACAUAGGACUGCAGGACCAAGGUUCUGAUGGUGAGGAGCAGAGAUGUGUGGUUGCUGCCUUCACACUAUCACUUGAUUUCACUCAUUUCAAUGCUCAGAUAGAAUUCAUUCAUAUUUACUGGUAGGGGAAAAAUCACCACAGGAAAAGGACUUCAUGAUAAAUAACAGAACUUACCUGCCUUUAGGGACGUGUCCUGCCCAGUGCCUCCCAAACAACGUCCUUCCACGUUAGCUUUUUCACCUUGCUGCACCCUUUGCUAAACAUAAAGAUGUAUGAUGGUGCAGAUAGUAAAAUUAAUUUCAUACCUCCAAACAUAUUCCGUUUUUUUUUUCAAAUUACUUUAAAUAUCCUCCAUUCAAACCUUCCCCAAUCCCAAGAAAGCUCUCUAGUGAUAACGUAAUAGGCAUAUAUCUUAUUAUGAUCUAUAAUUGGUUUCCUAGGAGUAACCGUACCAUGGUUGGAAAACAGUUGUGCCUCAACUGGACUGGCUAUUCAGCAACCAUGUUGCCUUCUAGAUGAAAAUACUGAUGCUCCUGAGAAAUCUUUUAAAAUAAAAAUUGUUUGGAACAAAAACAAAACUUUUGUAACCUACUCAUCAGUGGUGGCUGUGUGAUACUGUUGCAUGUUAUAACUAUAACUACAAUUUAAAAUAUGUUCAUGUAUUUUUUACAUUAAUUACAUCAAAUACAUUUUUGUGUAUUUUACUUUAACAAUGCCAAUAGCACAAUCUCAUUAGACCAAAUGCAUAAAGCCCUUUGGAUGAAGAUUAGCUUUGUUCAUUUCACAGACCUCUGUUCAGUAGGCAGGUAUGAGAUAAUUGUUUUAAGACUCUGUGUUGUUUUGACACAUUUACAGGGUUUGAUUUUGAUAAAUGAUAAUAUGGUUUUGAGUGCAUUGACUUCUUUUGUAAUCAGUGCCCUACUUUUGUUUCUGGGUCAUGUGUCAGGCUGUUUUGAGUCAUGUGCUGACAAUAUAUUGCAAUUUCUGAAGUAUAA
Molecule: messenger RNA, 3735 nt
Organism: Anguilla anguilla (European eel)
Lineage: Eukaryota; Metazoa; Chordata; Actinopteri; Anguilliformes; Anguillidae
Product: sterile alpha motif domain-containing protein 10-like
Exons: 6
Coding region: 858-1427 (189 amino acids)
Biological process (GO): cell surface receptor protein tyrosine kinase signaling pathway
Cellular component (GO): cytoplasmic side of plasma membrane
Molecular function (GO): protein binding
Source: RefSeq, a predicted model, not a curated record